Arachis ipaensis is the source of this 1098-nucleotide messenger RNA. RefSeq lists its product as uncharacterized. NCBI's taxonomy places the organism in Eukaryota, Viridiplantae, Streptophyta, Magnoliopsida, Fabales, Fabaceae. The record is from RefSeq and is a predicted model, not a curated record.
ACAUAUUUUCAAAAUUCAUCCAAUAAAACCCUAAUUUCUUCCCGUGUAAACUUACUACAUGCCCCGCUCUAUCCACAGAGCCACCACCACCUACUCCACUCUUCUCUGGUCUUCGCCGUCGCCGUUGCCGUCCAGCUCAGUUCUCGCUGCCGAUCUCUGCCCAUCACCCUCGUUCUUAGCUCCUCUCUCCCCGUCGUUCAUUCGCAGUAUCCCUCUUCUCUCUUCGAGUCGUUCGUUAUCAGCCUCAGUACGCCGUCGUUCUCUCUGCCGUCGUCGUGGCACCCGCGGGCAUGGUCGUUCUCACUCCUCAGCGGCGUCAUCCUUAGCAGGCAACGAGCGAUGGCGUGGAUCUCAGCGAGUUGAGCGUCGUCGUCAGCACCGUGGUGCUCCCUCUCCCCCUUCAUCCUCCACUUCCAGAGUUCCAAUGCAGUCUCAGCCUCAGGAAACUUCAUCUGCUUAUUAUAUAUUGCAGCAGUAUACUGCCUCUGGAGGGCAGAAGUUGCAGAACUCAAUAAGAAAUGCAUAUGCAAUGUGAAGGGUGAGGAUGGUAGCUUCCGAGUUUGAAACUGCAACUAGAGUAGUGAAAAACCGGAAUGCCUCUAGGUGCGUGGAGUCCGGUGGAUUUGUGCUCUGGCAGAUGAAACAAAAAUGGGCAUUCUGUGGUAACCCUUUUCAGGUUUGGGGAGAUGGCUAUGAGCCAUACCAAAACAAAAAUGGAAGAGGCGUGGACAAUUGAAGAGGUUGCAUUCAAUGUCCCAGGUCUCUCAGUAGAUUGCUUCAUUUCCCCAGUAGAUUUGAGGACAGGUUCUGUCAGUUAAGCAUUGGAGAAAUCUCAUAAUUGCAGUGUUGAUAAUAUGAUUUGGAAGAUGGAAAUCUAACAAUGCGGUUAGGAACAUCAUCAAUUCAGGCCAAUUGUUAAUAGCAGUCACUAGUUUUUUUUACUACUAACGUCUAGAAUUUGAUGUACACAUCAUAUCUUUUCUAAUAUAUAUGAAUUUCGUUUGUAUUUUGAUGCUGUUUGUUAUUACUUCUCAGAAAAUGAAAUGUACACACUCCAUUGAUUAUCAAUUCAAGAAGUUUAUGCAUUGUUCACAAUAA